GGAAGACAACAUUCGUUGGUUUGAUGCAAGGCAACACAAGUGGGUCGAAUAUAGCAGUCUAUCUUGAACUAUCAGGUGGGUGUGAUUUUACAGGUUUUUAAGAUGGAAUGGAACACUGAAUUAAUUAUGGAAUUUAUCAACUUAUACGAAAAACACCCAGUACUUUGGGAUCCCAAGCAUUCAAAUCAUAAAAAUCGAAACAGUUUAAAUGACGCUUGGCUGGAUAUUGCGAGUGAGUUUAGCAUUGAUGUAACUGUUGAAUUAUUACGAAAGAAAAAAGAAUCACUUAUGGCCACCUAUAGAACUUUAUCAAGAAAAGUACGAGACUCCGAAACAACUGGAUCUGGAACCAAGGAUGUAUAUAAUCCAUCAUGGUUCGCAUAUGAUGCCAUAGACCGCUUUAUUAGGGCUACAGGAAAGAAAACAACAUCGUUAAGUUCAGAGGAAACCGAGAUUGAGGAUGAGAAUUCUCAGAAUGAACAGGAGGUAUUGAAUGAUCAAGAACUAGAAGAACAGGGAAAUGAGCCUAACUUAGUCCGCGAAACAAGACAAGACAUUAACAAGAAUCCAGAGCGAGGAUAUACAAGUUUUGUAUUGCCUCAAAGCGCUCCAGGAAAUAAAAGAAAAGUAGGCCCCAAUCCAGUCGAAGCAAAUUUAGCUAAGCAUUUAAAGCAAGCAAGUGAUGCUUUAACAACUCUUACCACCAAAUCGCAAACAAAGACAUUGCAAGAUGCACCUGCGUUAUAUGGGCAGCUGUUGGCUGCUAAACUUAGAAGCUUGUCACAAAGAACUCAACUUAUCUUACAAAAUAAAAUAGAUAACCUCGUUUUUGAAGCAGAACUCAAUGAAAUUGAUAGUUCUGGUGCUACAGGUGGGCGUUCCGUUACUACUAACGUUAUUUCCCCAGAACCUAAUCCAUCUGCAUCAAGCAGUCAUUCUUCUUCUAGCCCGAACUAUGUAGCUUCUCCAGGACCCUCCCAUACUUUUCAAGAAAAUGCCAAUUUGGUUAUUACUUCUCAAUCUAGUGACACCUCACUCGUAACCUAUUUUUCUACUGCUCAUGAUACUUUAGAUAUCAGCAGAAAUGAUAUGUAAGAUAAAUAAUUAUGUCCAUUAAAGGCAAUAAAAAAAUAAGAAUAACAGAGUUACAUAUUUCUUACCCGUAUCUCAUCCUUUAGUACUUCAAUGAGAGCCUCACAAACAUUGGCGACGAUGCGGCUUAUGGACUGA
Molecule: messenger RNA, 1230 nt
Organism: Cryptotermes secundus
Lineage: Eukaryota; Metazoa; Arthropoda; Insecta; Blattodea; Kalotermitidae
Exons: 3
Coding region: 103-1095 (330 amino acids)
Source: RefSeq, a predicted model, not a curated record